This is a messenger RNA of Phialemonium atrogriseum, 675 nucleotides long. Its product is annotated as Ser-Thr-rich glycosyl-phosphatidyl-inositol-anchored membrane family-domain-containing protein. The record is from RefSeq and is a predicted model, not a curated record. The coding region runs from base 1 to 675 and encodes 224 amino acids. Lineage: Eukaryota; Fungi; Ascomycota; Sordariomycetes; Cephalothecales; Cephalothecaceae. The transcript has 2 exons.
AUGCAUCUCCUCUUCAGCGUCUCCGCCCUCGUGGCCGCCCUCGCCGCCCGCGCGCUAGCCCAAGACCUAGACCCGGACCCGAACUUCGACGCCAUCACCCGGCCCGGGCUCAACGAAGCCGUCGUCGCCGGCACAACCUACACCAUCGAGUGGACCGUGCCGCCCACGGCGCCGUCGGGGCCCGUCACCAUCACUCUCCUGGGCGGACCGAACCAGGGCGGCCUUGACCCCGUCGCCACCGUCGUCAAAAGCAUCGACAACGCUCUCUCCAAAUACGACUGGCCAGUCGACAAAUCCCUCGGCACCCACCCUCUCUACGGCCUGCGGAUAGCCCUCGACGCCGACGCCUCCAAGUUCCAGUACUCGACGCCCUUCCACAUCACGGGCGCCAACCCGGGCGCCAACGUCACCAGUACCGCCGCCCCCUCAGGCUCUUCUUCCUCCUCCUCCUCCGCAACCCGGCAAGAAUCAACCACCUCCGCCGACGCCAGCAGCACGACCUCCCCGUCGGCGACGACAACAGAGACCGAGGAGCCCGCGCCGUCCGAGUCCGGGUCCGGAAACGGAACCCAGACCUCGCCCGUGCCCAAGACCGUCCCGGGCUCGGGUGCCGGGCGUGUGGUCGCCGCCGGUCUGCUCGGCGGUCUUGUCGCCUUUGCUGCCAUUGUGCUGUAA